AUGGGUUCUUUAAUCAUUUGCUUUAUCGUCCUUUUUCUUUUAUCAAAAAUUUUUGAAAAAGCACUUGUUCUGGAUAUAGACUUAAGAGAAAACAAAGACCAUGAAACUGGGAACGACAUUGAAGAAAUGUUAGAUACACUUAUCUUCUUUGUUCAAGAGAACAACAAAAUGUUAGAGUUGGUAGCACGCAACAUGGUAUAUGCCGAAACUGGAGAUGUGACUAACAUUGUUAAAGAGUUGGCUGACCUUAUAGAUGAGCAACAAGAUAAAAUCGCUAGAUAUCUACUUCACCAAAAACUCGAGAAAAACAAAGUAUUAACUGAAAAAUUUAUGACAAUGAAAGGAAAAUUUCCAAGCUCAAGAUCUAAAAACACGUUCAAAAUUUCUUUGACUGCAAUAGAAGUAUUGAUACAUUUGAUUUGGCUAGCUGGAUAA
Dentiscutata erythropus is the source of this 435-nucleotide messenger RNA. The record is from the annotation of a GenBank genome assembly. NCBI's taxonomy places the organism in Eukaryota, Fungi, Glomeromycota, Glomeromycetes, Diversisporales, Gigasporaceae.